GGCAGAGGGGAGUGUCCAUUGACAAGCUGCCAUGUAUGCAGUGGUUUCUACACUCUUGUUUUGAUAAUAAACGCAAUUUUGGCCGAAAAUUGAACAGCGUAUUUUCCGAUCGUGCUGUCUUACAAUCUCGACCUUCUGACGGAUGAGCAAAUGUCUGGAAUGUGUGGAAGUUAAAACUUGGUUUCAUCAAUACCAAAAAAGGCAACCAUCUAAGUAGAUAGAUUUUUUCGAGUUUGUGCCACUAAGGUCGAGGAAUAUUCGCGAUGAGGUCCGCCGGAGUUACCCUUCUGAGCGUCGUAAUGACGGCUGCCGUCAUUGGCAAUGCAUUCUACCAGAAGAAGCAAUUUUAUCCAUCAGUGGUGUACAUCACUAAAUCCAACCCUUGCAUGGCUGUCAUGUACAUACAAGCCUUUGUAAUGGUCAUCCUCAUGGGUAAACUCAUGCGCAAGGUGUUCUUUGGACAGUUGAGAGCUGCUGAAUUUGAGCACUUAAUGGAAAGGUCAUGGUACGCGGUGACAGAAACUUGCUUGGCUUUCACAGUCUUCAGGGAUGACUUCAGCCCGAAAUUUGUGGCUCUGUUUACGGUGUUACUGUUCCUGAAGUCAUUCCACUGGUUGGCGGAAGAUAGAGUUGACUUUAUGGAGAGAAGUCCUGUUAUAUCUUGGCUUUUCCAUAUCAGAGUAAUUGCGCUCCUGUCAGUUCUUGGCUACAUGGACUACCUGUUUGUGGGCCAUGCCUAUCAGUCCACAGUCACAAAAGGAGCAUCAGUCCAACUGGUGUUCGGCUUUGAAUAUGCUAUUCUAUUGACCAUCAUCUGCAACAUUGCCAUCAAAUAUGUUCUCCACACAGUUGACCUGCAAAGUGACAAUCCAUGGGAAAACAAGGCAGUGUUUCUUCUCUAUACAGAACUCGCAAUGGGAUUUGUUAAAGUGGUGCUCUACGUCACCUUUGUCGCAAUCAUGGUUCGAAUCUACACACUGCCCCUGUUUGCGUUCAGACCUAUGUACUACACGAUGAGGGCGUUCAACAAAGCCUUCAACGACGUCAUACUUUCUCGAAGAGCCAUCAGGAACAUGAAUACUCUCUACCCUGAUGCAACUCCAGAAGAACUCUCUGCUGCUGAUAACGUAUGCAUCAUCUGCCGAGAGGAAAUGGUCACUGCCUCCAAGAAACUGCCAUGCAACCACAUUUUCCACACGUCCUGCCUGCGCUCCUGGUUCCAAAGACAGCAAACCUGUCCUACAUGCCGCCUGAACAUCCUGCAGACGCCUCCCGUGACCCAACAGCAACAGCAGGCCGCCAACAAUAACGCCGCUCCGCCUCCCGCCCAGCCUGGUGCCGCACCCGUUGGAGCAAUGCCUCAGGGCGCGAUGCCGCCCAAUCCAUUCAUGAUGAUGGGCAACAAUUUGUGGCCACCGUUCCAAAUGCCUCCUGCUGCCCCACAACCACCAGCUGGAACUGCUGCUCCCUCUGGUGCCACACCUGCUGAUGGCGCUACCAGUGCUCCUCAGGCUCCAUUCACCCCUCAAGCUGGCCCAAGUUCUGCAUCUGCUGCCGGAACUGCCACAAAUCCAUUCCUUUGCAUGCGGUUCCCGAUGCUGCCCUUCAUGGUUCCUCCUCCACUGCCUCCAAGAGACUUCACUGGUUUGAGUGAAGAGGAGUUACAAAACUUAGAAGGAACAACCCGCGAGGCUAUAGAGGCCAGGAUUCGUACAAUGCGACAGAUAGUAAUGAUGCUCGACUGCGCUUCUGUUAUGGCCAGUCAGAUAACCGCCAUUAUUCCUCCCAGUUAUCCAACUGCAACACCUGCUAGCCAACCUGCAAACUCAGAAGAUGCGGGAUCAGCACCUACUGAACCUCAGCCUAGCACUUCAUCAGAUGCUCCACCCACUUCUUUUGUAAAUCAGACUGAAAACUCAACUGCCGCUCCUUCGGCCCAGGAAGCAGAGCAGUCAAAUCCUAGCAUGCCGGAGAGAAGUGGCAGUCCUUCAACUUCAGCAAUGAAUUCAGAGCAAGAAGAAAUACGAAGGAGGCGGCUGCAGAAGUUUUCGUCUCAGUUGCCUGACAACCCACAAGCUGAUAACACUUCCAACGAGCACUGAAUAUGUCUGUGAUUUUUAAUUAGGAUAUCAAGAUUUGAAUCCGUUAUUGAUGAUUUAACGAAGUUCAAAUUGUAGUCACCUGCUAUGUAAAUAUAUAUUAAUGGAUAAAAUUGAGCAUUAAUUCCGUGCUGUUGGAUGGGACUUUCUUAUUUACUGAGUGUUGCAAAGAGAAUGUUUUUGAGUUAAUAAAAUUGACUUUCCAUUA
This is a messenger RNA of Cloeon dipterum, 2307 nucleotides long. It is a transcript of the gene sip3, whose product is annotated as septin interacting protein 3. The transcript has 12 exons. Lineage: Eukaryota; Metazoa; Arthropoda; Insecta; Ephemeroptera; Baetidae. The record is from RefSeq and is a predicted model, not a curated record. The coding region runs from base 264 to 2102 and encodes 612 amino acids.